GCGCGCGCGGGGCGGCAGCGGUGGCGGGAGUGAGCGAGGCGGCGGUGAGAGGAGCCGCGGCGGGCGGGAAGGAGGGAGGGCCGUGAGGAGCGGAAGGGCCAGAUCUGCUUCUGCUCCGCUUUCUCGAUCACUCUAUUUCUUGUCUCCUCACCUGAGAAGGGACAUGCAUGUUUAGGUGACUAGCCACAGGAACAUCAAAAUGCCGAAUCUCGAACAUCCAGCGUACCCAGCAGCUGCCCUGCUUCGCUUGGAGAGUUUGGUGCCUUGUCGAGAAUCCCAGGUGUCCACGUUGCUGUCAAUAUUUGGCGAGCGUCAGCAGUUUAGUUUUCCAUCCAUCUUCAUCUAUGGACAUACAUCUAGUGGAAAAACUUACGUGAUGAAAACUCUUCUAACUACCUUGCAGCUUCCUCAUGUGUUUGUGAACUGUGUGGAAUACUUCACAUCACGACUUCUGCUAGAAGAAAUUCUCAUCCAGCUGCAAAGCAGUUCCUCUGGUGCAGAGCAGACCUCUCCUGUGCACUGUGAUACUUUGAAUGACUUUGUUCGUCUCUUUAAACAAGCUGUGGCCAGUCGGGAGCUUCAAGAUCAAACAUUGUACAUUGUUCUGGAUAGAGCAGAACAGCUGAGGGAAAUGGAAGCAAACAUCCUGCCAGCAUUUCUUAGGCUUCAAGAGUUGACUGACAGAAAUGUGACAGUUGUUCUGCUCAGUGAAAUCGUGUGGGAACUGUUCCGUCCAAGCAUUGGGUGCUUUGAGCCAUUCACCAUGUAUUUUCCAGAUUACAGCAUAGGACAUCUGCAGAAGAUCUUGUCUCAGAAUCAUCCCCCAGAAUAUUCUGCAGAUUUCUAUGCUGCAUAUAUCAAUAUUUUGCUUGGUGUCUUCUACAUGGUCUGUAGGGACCUGAAAGAACUUCGGCAUCUGGCGGCGCUCAAUUUUGCUAAAUACUGUGAGCCAGUGGUCAGAGGGGAAGCAAAUGAACGCGACACCCGCAAACUCUGGAAAAAUAUUGAACCUCAUUUGAAGAAGGCAAUGCAGACUGUUUAUCUCCGGGAAAUAUCCAGCUCACAGUGGGAGCGUUUGCAGCAUGAUGGUGGAGAGCCUGGGCAAUUGAAAGGACUUUCUGCACAUACCCAUGUGGAACUUCCUUAUUACUCCAAAUUUCUUCUAAUAGCUGCUUACCUUGCCUCCUACAAUCCUGUUAGGACAGAUAAGAGAUUCUUUCUUAAGCAUCAUGGGAAAAUUAGAAAGACCAACUUCAUGAAGAAGCAUGAGAAGACCAGCAAUCACCUACUUGGGCCAAAGCCAUUUCCUCUGGACAGAUUGUUAGCAAUAUUAUAUAGUAUUGUGGACAACAGAGUUGCUCCAACUGCAAAUAUAUUUUCCCAGAUCACCUCUCUUGUGACACUGCAGCUGUUAUCCAUGGUUGGCCAGAAUGACCAGCUGGAUGGACCACGAUACAAGUGUACUGUGUCUCUGGACUUCAUCAGAGCUGUUGCCCGGACCGUGAACUUCGACAUAAUAAAGUACUUGUACGAUUUCUUGUGAAAACAAGCUUCACAGCCAUAUGGACACUGUGACAAUGACUAAGGCAAGCUGUGUUCAUCUCUCUACUUAGCUGGCCAGAAAGAAGAGUAUUUUGGCUCUUUUGGAUUUGUCCAAACAGGUGCUGGCCCAGCAUGGAACCUGAUGAAAAUACUCUGAUUGGUCUGGGUGGAUCUGAGCAGAGGACUAUUUACCAGGGACCCUGGAGUAUUUGGAAGCAAUGUGUUAAUUAUAAACAGCAGGGUUUGAGCACAAUCUGUUCUAGUCUUAAUGAUGUUAUCUUAACACUGAAAUUGCCUGAAACCCAUUUACUUAGGACUGCAUUUUGCUCUAUGAACUCUCCCCAGUGCUUUGAACAUGGCAGCAGCCGUUGUUUGUAUGCCCAGUCUUUUCACUUCCUCUCCACAGGAAUCUUUGCAAUUGCCUGCCAAAGCAGCUUUUCCUGAGGCCACCAUUUUAGGAGAGUGGAGUAGCAAAGUAUAAUAAACAUAAGAACAUAUUUAAAAAUC
Messenger RNA from Onychostruthus taczanowskii (white-rumped snowfinch), 2049 nucleotides. RefSeq names its product origin recognition complex subunit 5 (gene ORC5). The transcript is spliced from 15 exons. Gene Ontology annotation, cellular component: nuclear origin of replication recognition complex; nucleus. Lineage: Eukaryota; Metazoa; Chordata; Aves; Passeriformes; Passeridae. The coding region runs from base 200 to 1543 and encodes 447 amino acids. The record is from RefSeq and is a predicted model, not a curated record. Gene Ontology annotation, molecular function: DNA replication origin binding. Gene Ontology annotation, biological process: DNA replication initiation; DNA replication.